AGAUGCCAGUCAGAUUAAGCUACGCCUUCUUUCAGAAAUAGAUCAAGCAGUAGAGGUCAAAUUCCGAUAAAAGAGUUAAUGUUUGACUACGCUGUGUUUCUCUGAACACAAACAUAAUCACGCAACUCUUAUUUUAAUGAUAAAAAUUAUGUUUUAAGGAUCAUUGCACUCAAAUCUGUUUUCAUAUUCUUUACUCUGCAGUUUACCGCGUUCUCCUCUCCACUGGAUCUUUUUAUCAGUUCUGCUCUGGGUUAUUCAGGAUACAUGAAAUCAUUUUUCCUAUUUUUUAUGUGCUUAGGCUUCUUUUGAAGUUGUGUUCAUGCCUGGAACUAAACACAUUGCCUGCAACAUGCUGAUUACGCAGCUCAGAAAGCUGAAAAAUUACUAGUAUACAGUACGUGGGGUUAAUGGGUUAGUUUCACCUCAGAGAAAGAGCGAUAGUGCAGCUGGGUUCAAUGUUCACGGACAUGCUCUAAUAGAGGCUAUUCACAACUGCUGCCAUUUGUGCACAAAUGAAUUUGACUGCAGAGAGCCACAGCGUCCCUCUCAGUGAUGGGAAUUGUAUUCCACUCCUGGGACUGGGCACAUAUGGGGACCCUCGAACCACCCCCAGAGGCACAGCGCUCGAGUGUGUCAAACUGGCCAUAGACGUGGGCUACAGACACUUUGAUGGGGCAUUGGUGUACUUCAACGAGCACGAAGUGGGUCAAGCCAUCAGAGACAAGAUCGCUGAUGGAACUGUUAAAAGAGAGGACAUUUUUUACUGUGGGAAGCUCUGGAAUACCUUCCAUCCACCAGAGCUGGUGAGACCAGCCUUGGAGAAGACACUUAAAGCCUCAGGACUGGGCUAUGUGGAUCUCUACAUUGUUGAGCUUCCGAUGGCCUUCAAGCCCGGAAAAGAAUUUUAUCCUAAGGACCGUGAUGGAAAAUACAUCUACCACCAUACAGACCUCUGUGCAACAUGGGAGGCUUUGGAGGCUUGCAAAGAUGCGGGGCUGGUUAAAUCCCUGGGAGUCUCCAACUUCAACCGCAGGCAGCUGGAGCUGCUGCUGAAUAAACCAGGCCUCAAGCACAAACCUGUAUCCAACCAGGUUGAAUGCCAUCCAUAUUUCACUCAGCCCAAGCUUCUGGAGUUCUGUCGUCAGCACGACAUCGUGAUUGUUGGUUACUGCCCAAUCGGCUCCUCCAGAGAUGCAUCCUGGGUGAAUGUGAAAUGUCCUCCUCUGCUGGAGGACCCGCUGCUCGUGUCCAUCGGGAAGAAGUACCGGAAGAGCAGCGCCCAGGUGGCUCUGCGCUUCAACGUGCAGAGAGGAGUUGUCGUGAUUCCCAAGAGCUUCAGCCCGGAGAGGAUCAAGCAUAACUUCCAGAUUUUUGAUUUUUCACUCACCGAUGAAGAAAUGAAAGCAAUUGAAGCACUGAACAAAAAUAUUCGCUUUGUGGAGCUGCUGAUGUGGAGCGAUCAUCCAGAGUACCCCUUUCAUGAUGAAUACUGAUCUUUUCUGUGAUGCUUUUGCAGUUUAUCGGCUCUUAUUUGUCCACUGGGGACAAAUAAGGAGCUUUUACUUACCUACGUACCUUAAAAACAAAAGUAGAUGAAAACGGAAAGUGGUGAAAUGGACUUGAGCUGUUCUUCGUGUCAUUUGUAAUAUAUUCACUUCACCACUGUGAACACUAGAGAGCUCCAGCUCCCUGUGAAGGGAAACAGACCGGGCGCUCCAAAGACUGCCUGCAUCUCUGAAGAGGAUCAAUAAAACUUCUCUCUGAUUCACAGUCACUUAAUUGUAUACAAUGAUUGAUUACAAUACUACAACAAUAAACAACAGUAAAAUUUUAUAACUGUUAGUUAUAUUCGGCCUGAUUUCAUCAAACAAUACUUAAUGCUCCGAUAUGCUGAUCAUAGUGUUGAGAGUGCCUUCUUUUGUUACUCAAAGUGUGUGUUGUGUCAAGUAUUUACAUAAAUUAAUAGUUUUUAAAGACUGUGACUGGCAAAAACAAAACUGAGAAAUGUCCCCAGUACCAUGCUUACAAAUAAACAGCUGUGUUUGAGUUAACACAGAUGUUGGGGUCAAAAAACCCCAAAUAAUUACAUAAGUUCAAAAAGCCACAAAUACGGCACUGUUGUAAGAAGCAAAGGGGGAAUCCUGUGGGAGGAAUCCAAAGAUAAUAAGUUCCUGAUUUUGGAGCUAAGCUUGAGUAACUGCAGACCAUUCUGACUCGGGUUCCAAGAACUUGUUCUUAAUAUGAAAGCAGAUAGGUAACCUAUCAAAAACAGUGUUU
Salarias fasciatus (jewelled blenny) is the source of this 2277-nucleotide messenger RNA. Its product is annotated as aldo-keto reductase family 1 member D1-like. Bases 513 to 1493 code for a protein of 326 amino acids. Lineage: Eukaryota; Metazoa; Chordata; Actinopteri; Blenniiformes; Blenniidae. Gene Ontology annotation, molecular function: Delta4-3-oxosteroid 5beta-reductase activity. The transcript is spliced from 9 exons. The record is from RefSeq and is a predicted model, not a curated record. Gene Ontology annotation, biological process: bile acid biosynthetic process.